Messenger RNA from Zophobas morio, 2430 nucleotides. RefSeq names its product zinc finger protein 142-like. Gene Ontology annotation, molecular function: DNA-binding transcription factor activity, RNA polymerase II-specific; RNA polymerase II transcription regulatory region sequence-specific DNA binding. Bases 37 to 1971 code for a protein of 644 amino acids. The record is from RefSeq and is a predicted model, not a curated record. The transcript is spliced from 2 exons. Gene Ontology annotation, biological process: regulation of transcription by RNA polymerase II. Lineage: Eukaryota; Metazoa; Arthropoda; Insecta; Coleoptera; Tenebrionidae.
CAGCUAUUUUGUUAGGUUAGAACUUGACUCCUUAGAAUGUACGCAGACCAAAAUUCGAAUUGUAAUCAACGAAAUUCAGGCACCGAAAUGCCAACUUUGGAAUAUUCGGACGCACUUUCACUACAGGGAAUAUCUUCGUGGAAAAACGUGCCCAACUGUACACUAUGUCCAUAUUUUUCGACUUCCUUUUUUCUUAUGGUGAACCACGUGAGGCGACACCGCUCAUCUCUGGAAAAAUUUAAGUGCGAAAACGGCAAACUUGAGUGGUAUUACUGUAAAGACUGCAAUUUUAAAACGGAACUAACGGUUGUGUUCAAACAACACAUUGAUAAACAUCACAGCGUUAAAAGAAAAUCUGGCGAAGAUGUAUCGAGUGAGGAUUUGUGCAUUCAGACGUACUUUUGCGAGUGUGAUUUCAGAACAAAUUCGUUGUUAAAGUGUCUUCAGCAUACUUCAGCAUGCCCAGGAGAGAAGAAGAACGAAGAGAGAUUCGUAUUUUCUUCCAAUUUUACACAAACGGAUUUAUAUAAUUUAAAACGUCGUGUAGAAAAUACGGUCCAACAAGAUGUUACAUGGCACGAAUGCAAAGAUUGUCCAUUUAAAACUAGGUGUAAAAGAAAUUUAGAAAUCCACGUGAGUGAAAAACAUCAACAAAAAAAAAUUGAUUGGUUGGAAUGUAAAAAUUGCCCAUACAAAACCCAAUGGGUGUUGCAUUUACAAAAUCAUAUAAUUGAUAAACAUACUAAAGGAGAAGAAAUGAAGUGGUACGAAUGUGACAGCUGUUCGUAUAAAAGUAAAAAAAAAUACACUUUAAAAGUACAUGUAAAAGUCCACCAUUCAGAUGCCGAAGUGUUUGAGUGCAAAUAUUGUCCGUACAAGACUAAAUUGAACCAUCGUUUAAACGAUCACCUCUACAAACGCCAUUUGGGUGAAAGCGAUCUUAAAUGGUACGAAUGUAAUCAGUGCCCAUUCAAAGCUAAACGCAAAUUUCAUUUAGAAAGACACAUAGAUCGUAUGCAUUCAGACGAACACGGUUCCGAAUGGUACGAGUGUGAAAAAUGCCCAUUUCGAGCUAAAUUCAAGCCCCAUUUAAGAAAGCACAUAAAUACCGUGCACUGGAACGACGAAGACGCUAAAUGGUACGAAUGCGAUCAAUGCCCGUUCAAAACUAAACGCAAACCAAAUUUAAACAAACACAUAAACCAUACCCAUUUAGACCAACAAGAUGCCAAAUGGUACGAGUGUGAAAAAUGCCCAUUUAGAACCAAAUUCAAAGCCCAUUUAAAACGACACACAAACGACGUGCACUUGAACGACGAAGAAGUUAAAUGGUACAAAUGCAAUCAGUGCCAAUUUAAAACUAAACGCAGAUCGGAGUUAAAAAAUCACAUAAAUCGUAAUCAUUUAGACGAACAAGAUAUCGAAUGGCACACGUGCGAAAAAUGCCCAUUUAGGUCUAAAUUCAAAGGUCAUUUAAAAAAGCACAUGAAAACCGUGCACUCGAACGACGAAGACGUUAAAUGGCACGAAUGCAAAGAGUGUUCGUUCAAAACUAAGUAUAAAAUGAAUUUGAAAGUACACGUGAAUAUAAAACAUCUAAACGAGGAAAAUAUCAAGUGGCACGAAUGCGACAAGUGCUCAUUCAAAACCAAACGCUUGUCGUAUUUAAAAAAACAUGUGGCUUAUCGACAUUUGGAUGAAGAGGUUCAGUGGUACGAAUGUGCGGCGUGUUCGUAUAAAACUAAAACGAAGGGUAAUUUGAAAACGCACAUCACUCUGCGCCAUUUAGAGGUUAAAUCGUUUCAGUGCCAAUAUUGCCCGUAUAAGGCUAAACUGAAAAGUUAUUUAAAGUGUCACGUGAAGCAGUGUCAUCCAGAUGGAAAGCGUGUUAAAUGGUACGAGUGUGAAGAGUGUUCUUUCAAAACUAGAACUAGUUCGUCUUUAAAGAAGCACAUGAGGGUUAAGCAUUGAUCCAAAUAUUGUUCUUAUAGCAGUGAAUUGAAAAUGGAUUAAGAAGGUGUGGAAUUGUACAAAAGUGUAUUGAAGAUAUUUUUGUACAAACUAUUAGGUUAUGCCACAUGAAAAGUUCCAAGUUAAUAAACUGUAACGUAAAGAGAAUUGAUUUAAUAUAGAAGGAGCAACGAGGGUCGAGCUAGAACUAAAAUUUGUUGUUAUUUAUCUUCAUUUUGGUUAUGCAACCAAGUAUACACAAAAAUUGCCUUAACUGUAUUUUUUGUUAAAUGUCAUCUACAAUAACCGUCAGUUAAUAUUUUGUUGUUUUUCUUUUUGCCUUUUUAUUUUAAUAUGUGUAGACUUUUUGCAUAAUAUGAAGUUUAAAAUGGAAAAUUUGUAUAAGGAAAUAUCGAUUUUGCAAUUAGGCUCCGAAUGUUUGAAGUUUUUUGUUGUGAAAAGAAGGCUAUCUGUGUUAAG